Rodentolepis nana is the source of this 1191-nucleotide messenger RNA. The record is from the annotation of a GenBank genome assembly. Lineage: Eukaryota; Metazoa; Platyhelminthes; Cestoda; Cyclophyllidea; Hymenolepididae.
UUACAAAGUAUUAUUCGUAUUCCACUUCGUCCUCAUCAUAAGCACAUCGCGAGUAUCCCAACCGAGUCUCGCGCCUGGGAGAUAUAUCGUUAUGCUCCGACUCUAAGAUGUGUCCUAGAUAAAGAGCUUCAUCUCACAAGAACUCGCCGUACACCACCAAUAAGCAAUCCCAAUGAUCUUCUAAUCCAUCCACAAACAGUUUCACUUAAUCCAAUAGAUGGUCUAAUGCUCACUGGUUAUGGAGCUACAGUGUUUCGAAAUUACCGACGUUUUUGUUCCUCAAACCAUCCCACUGAUGAAUUCCCAUUCACACCAGGUCACGAUUUUGCUGGAAUAGUUGCAGAUUCGGGGCCAAAUGUGUCGUCAAAAUUUUCAUUUCCUCCUGGAACUCCAGUUAUGGGUGCUACAAUGCCGCAUACUAGUGCUCUUGGUGGUGGUUGUCUAUCCGAUUAUUUUAUAUGUCCAGCAACGGCUGUUGCUAAGCGGCCUGAGAAGUUGGAUCCGGUUUUAGCGGCCGCUGUAAGUUAUUCCGGUUUGACUGCUUGGGGAGCUCUAUACCAAGCCGGUGUGAAUCCUAUUGGCCGUGUUGAAGAUGCUCCUAAACGAGUAUUAGUUACUGGAGUGACUGGUGCAGUUGGAGCCGUAGCUGCUCAGUUAUCAAGAAUUGCAGGAGCUUCUCAUAUUACUGUUACAGCUCCUCCCCGAGUAAUAAUUGCUCCAGAAAUGCCUAACCCAAAUGUCAAAUAUGAUGUGAUUAUUGAUUGUGUUCGGCCGGAGAUACUUAAAGAUUCUUCCAAAGUUCCGGAAUGGAAACAUAUCGAGUUCCAGGAAUAUUUUCCCUUGUUAAGAAAUCUUGAAUCCUCUAAUUGUUCCUCUCGUUAUGUCAUUGUUAACCCUCCUCUUCUCAAAUUUAUUGAUCAAUGGGGUCUUUGGUGCGGUACCGCAACGUCUAUUGCCUCCCUAAUCUACUCCAAUUUCCAAGCUCUGAUUUCUGAGCAUGGAAGUACGCCUCUUAGGUGGACAUUUUUUCAACCGAGUGGCGAAAGGCUCGAGAGGCUUGCUGAUUGGUUGGUUAAAGGCCUACUGCAUGUACCAGUUGAAAAGGUUUACGAUUUUGAAGAUGUUCUCGCGGCUUUUGAGAAAAUGGCAGCAGGUGGAAAUAAUGGCAAAAUUGUAGUUAGACUUGAAUAA